CAGUCGCGGAGGCGGAGGGAGGAGGAAGAGGCGGGAAGCUGGGGGGCUGGUAGCAGGAGACCGAGCGACGACGGGGUUGUCAUGGAGCCGUGGGGCCGGGCUCGCGCAUGCGCCACCUGACCCACGGGCUUGGUCGUGGAGCCGCGACCCCGGCCUUAGGUUCGAUGAAGAAUGGACGGCCAUGUAGAAAUACGAUUGGACAAAAAGGAUCCUAAGCUCCAGGAAGGAAGCGACCAUGUCUAUCCUGUUCACUCUAUACCCCAGUCCUCGAACAUGCCUGAUUUACAGGCAAUCCAGAUGAAAAGAGUACCAAUGAAUCUACCUCUAGCCCAGUAAAACAUGGAGAGGAAAAACCCAUUGAGAGAGAGCCCCAGAAGACUCUCGGCCAAACUAGGCAAAGGCACAGAGAUGAAAAAAGUGGCUCGUCAACUCGGCAUGGCUGCUGCUGAAUCAGAUAAGGACUCUGGAUUUUCAGAUGGGAGCUCGGAAUGCCUGAGCUCUGCAGAGCAGAUGGAGUCUGAGGACAUGCUGAGCGCCUUGGGCUGGAGCAGAGAAGACAGGCCAAGGCAGAACUCCAAAAGUGCAAACAAUGCCUUCCCUACCCUGUCCCCCAUGGUUGUCAUGAAGAAUGUGCUGGUCAAACAGGGCAGCAGCUCAUCCCAGCUGCAGUCGUGGACCGUCCAGCCUUCCUUCGAAGUGAUCUCCGCACAGCCACAGCUCUUAUUCCUUCAUCCACCUGUACCAUCUCCUGUCAGCCUGUGUCAUGCUGGCGAGAAAAAGUCGGACUCCAGGAACUACUUGCCCAUUCUAAAUUCUUACACCAAAAUAGCCCCACACCCAGGCAAAAGGGGCCUUUCCCUCAGCCCAGAAGAAAGAGGAGCAAGUGGAACGCAGAAGAAAAUCUGUACUGAGAGACUUGGGCCGAGCUUGUCUUCCAGUGAGCCAACCAAGACUGGUGCGGUCCCGUCGGGCCCCUCCACACCAGCACCACCCAGCACCAAACUUGCCGAGGACUCAGCUCUGCAGGGUGUACCCUCCCUGGUGGCAGGUGGAAGUCCACAGACUCUUCAGCCGGUAUCCAGCAGUCAUGUGGCUAAAGCCCCGAGUCUGACCUUCGCUUCCCCCGCCAGUCCUGUCUGCGCAUCAGACAGCACUCUACACGGGUUAGAGAGCAGCUCUCCUCUUUCACCGCUGCCAGCUAAUUAUAGCUCACCUUUGUGGGCCGCGGAGCACCUCUGCCGCAGCCCAGAUAUCUUUUCAGAGCCACGGCAGAGCAGACAUAGGCGCUUUCAGAAUACCCUAGUAGUUCUUCACAAAUCUGGUUUGCUGGAGAUCACUUUGAAAACCAAGGAGUUGAUCCGUCAGAACCAGGCAACUCAGGUGGAACUAGACCAGCUAAAGGAGCAAACCCAGCUGUUUAUAGAGGCCACCAAGACCAGGGCCCCUCAGGCUUGGGCCAAGCUGCAGGCAUCUUUAACAUCUGGGUCCAGUCAUACUGGCAGUGACCUAGAAGCAUUCUCUGACCACCCAGACAUAUAGCACAGAAGCAUAUUUCCCUGUUACUUCAGUGGUUCUUUUAAUUCUUUUGCUGUUAGCUACUCCUAUUUCCCAAAGCUUAUGUAAGAGCUUUUCCUUCUAAACUUAACUGUGUAGCUGUUCACUUAGGAAGCCACGUGCCAAUACCUGGCUGCUAUCUUAACCUGUGGUCUGGGCACAGAUUACAUAUGUCUCUGUUCCACUGAGGACCUCAGGUUUGGAGUGCUCUUGAGUCCCUUUCCUUAGCCUGCAGGCACUUAGAUGGUCAUGGGGCAAAGCAGGAUAGAUGACUGUGUGGGGCUCUUCUCGCUGUCACUUCUCACUGUCCCACUCAUAACCAGGAUCAGGGGUGCUGUAACAGAGAUGAGCAUGCAGACAGAGUGAUGCUUGUUGAACCAGGGAGUAGGUGACCUAAGGAUACCUUCAUGGAUCUUCCCUUGCCUGUCUUAGUCACAUGGAAAAAUAAGAGGAGGUGUAUUUGCAUUCCGCAAGGCAUCAUGCCAGUUGGGCGAAACCUAAAAUGCUUUGGGCACAGGUUGUGCCUGGGUGCAAGCAUUUAAUCACUUAAAACUUUGUUUUCUUAAACUUGAAAGUCAAGGAGAAAGGGUAGUACCAUUUGACUCAUACACUUUCAUCACGAGCCAGAUUCAUCUUCACUUAAACUAGUAGGCAAAAUACUACAGAUUUUUAAUGUAUGGAAUGGAUUCAGAACCAUCUGGAAUUGUAAUUGAUGAAUUGCUCUUUUGACUUAGCAACUAAAGAAAAUAGACAUGGCCAGCAUCUCGUGGUCAGGAGCUGGAAGAUUCUGGUUACUUAGGCUUUUUUUUCUCUGUUUUGAAACAGUGCAACCUGUUUUAUGUCUAAAAAUCUCAAGGAUAGCUUCAGUGGUUCCUGGUGUAGUAUAAGUUAACCCUCUGUUGCCAUGUUGGAGUGUUUUUUUUUCCCUUUGUUUUUAUAAAAGAGGAAAGAAGUAAUUAUGCUUGAUAAACUUUGAAUUAAAUAAAAUUAUCUUUUGAGGAUAUGAUAACAGAUCCACAAAAAUUAGAAAAGUAUUCUUCUUACCCAUUUUCUUUUCCCAUCCCAAGUUUUCAUUUGUUGUGUGUCGUAGUGAUGGAGAACAAUUAUGGAACAGUCUUCUGUGUUUCUUUCACAUGUUAGAUAUUGGCAGCAAAGCCAAAGGUGUAAGGUUAUUAAUAGUUACAUGGAGUUCAUCUUGAAAUGGAGUUUCCAGAUGGUACACAUUCUUUUCAGCUUCAUUGUAUAGAUAAGUAGAUUUCUAAGUAGUAAAGUUUCAAAAUGUUCUCUCAUUUAAAAAUUUCAUCCUCUUGAAAAUCUUUGUUCUUUACAGAAUUACCUAUUAAUAAGUUCUGUAUGAGCAGCUUCAUCUUUUCUGCAAAGAAAAUGUUCUUGAAGUUGUUACCAGAAGCUAAUGAUACUUACUAGGUAAUUUUAACUCUUAACAUUGUUUAAAAAUUAUACAGCUUCAGAUUGCCUAUACUUUGUUCACAAACAUUUAUGAUUUAAAUAUGACUGAUUUAGAAAUAAACAACUCACUAACAUCUCUAGACUCCCCUGAUCAACACAAAAUUAUUACCUUGCCAUUUGCUUUCUGAAGGAGUUUAAAAAACCAGAGCAAAUAUGUCUUUAAGCAGACCCAGCUCCUUUUAAUAUUUUUCUCUUGGCCCACUCCUUCCUUUUCCCCCCACCCCCCGCCCCCUGAAUCUGUAUGGUGCUAUAGCAGCUCUACUCUGUGCACCAUGCUAAGAAGCUUCCUUUUUGGCAGAAUAUGUUUGGCAGCAAAGCUAUAGAGACAGGUGCAUUCAGAACAGCCUGGGCACCAGUCAUGAGUCUUACUGAGUGUCAAAAAUCUGAAAACACUUGCUGAGAACCAAAUUUAUUCCAUUGGAAAAACCCUCUGGAGCUAUAAGCCUCUUGGACUCUUCUUCCUAGAUUAAGUCUUGCAUUUCCCUUCCUGUCAUGGUAAAAGAUAAUGGAAGCUGUUAUCGAUCCUCACUGCUGAGUGGCAGGGAGAAGCAGCACCACCCCCAGCUCUUCUCUAAUCUUGUAACUUAGUGCUAAAGUCUCUCUAGGCUGUCAGCAUGGGUGUUCUUUCCCUAGUGGAGCUGAAAGCAGAUGAACCCAAGUAGAGAAGCUAGAUCUUGGAAGGAGAGAUCCUUUGGGGCCAGAAGCCAGAUCAAAUGGAGGCACCUCAGCGUUGACCAGAAAGAUCUCCGUCCGUUGCGCAAGGCUGUAAGUAGUGAUGGUCUUAGUGAUGCAUGACGUAACUGGCUAUGAAGCACUGUGGCAGAGCUGCUGUUUUCUGAAAGUGAGAAGCCAUUUUUAGCUCAGAUCAACCCUUAAAAAAAAUUAGCAGAUUAUUUAUUGGCAAUAUUGGAACACAUCUAGAAAAAGUUGCUGAUUGCAUUGGUUACGGGAAUGGAGUUUAAUGACACUUGUAAUUUAUUACACUCAUUGCUUUUUAUUGAUUAUAGUAUUAUCUGACUUCUCUACUAUGGUUUCUUCAGCAGAAAAGUAACUCUUGUGCAUAUAUUGAAGUGGUUUUCCAGCUAUGAAUUCUUUAGGGUAGAAAUUUAUUAAGCAAAUGUGAAUUCUUUUGAGAAAGUAUGAAGUUUUGUAGAAUUGACUGUGAAAUGUCAGAGAAAAAUAAAAGUCACUUACUUGAAAACUA
Microcebus murinus (gray mouse lemur) is the source of this 4225-nucleotide messenger RNA. RefSeq names its product CLOCK interacting pacemaker (gene CIPC). Gene Ontology annotation, cellular component: nucleus. Gene Ontology annotation, biological process: negative regulation of DNA-templated transcription; negative regulation of circadian rhythm. The record is from RefSeq and is a predicted model, not a curated record. NCBI's taxonomy places the organism in Eukaryota, Metazoa, Chordata, Mammalia, Primates, Cheirogaleidae.